Austrofundulus limnaeus is the source of this 3136-nucleotide messenger RNA. It is a transcript of the gene fgd, whose product is annotated as faciogenital dysplasia. The transcript has 19 exons. Gene Ontology annotation, cellular component: cytoplasm. Gene Ontology annotation, molecular function: metal ion binding; guanyl-nucleotide exchange factor activity. The record is from RefSeq and is a predicted model, not a curated record. The coding region runs from base 248 to 2962 and encodes 904 amino acids. NCBI's taxonomy places the organism in Eukaryota, Metazoa, Chordata, Actinopteri, Cyprinodontiformes, Rivulidae. Gene Ontology annotation, biological process: cytoskeleton organization; filopodium assembly.
GGGAGGAGAAGAGAAGAGAGGGGGCUUCAUGGAAACACACACUGCCCUUAAUCCACACAAAAACUGACCCGAAUAACAUCUCACGCGUCAAUUAGGACACCAUGACGAGCUCUUAGCGUCCCUGCGUGUUUUUGUCCGCGAAGAGGAGAAGAGGAGCUGUGAAGAGUUUGGUCCACGGUACGCUGGAGCUUCUCCCGAGGACAGGACGGCUUCAGCUCAGGCAGACCCGACAGCAACUCUGUGCAAAAUGCAGGGGGUUUCAGCGACUGACCUGCCCGCCUCCCCUCUGAAGUACCCGUGUGGCUCGCCGGACGACCGGAGCGCUCCACGGCUGGUGAAGAAAGGUCCGACUGCCAGACAAUGUCACGACAAGCCCACCAUCAAACCGCGGCCCCCGCUCUCCGCCUUAUCCAGACCGCCAACCGCUCAGAAACCUCAAGUGCCCCCUAAGCCCGCGCAUCUGCUGGCCCUCGGGCAAGACAAGAAACCCAAGAGGAUCCCUCCGGCACCCUCGAGACCCCUGCCGGCGCCCCCUCCUUUGCCUAAACCCAAACCCUGUCUGAGCCCUCCUGUCCUGGAGGCGCAGCUGCAGAAGGAGGCUCAGAAGGUUGGACUGCUCAUAGAAAAGUUUGAGAACUCCAGGGUCCCCAUCCUGGGGGUGCUCCCACGGUCGCAGCUGCAUCUGUGCCUGAGAAUGGACGCCGCGUCCGACCUCCCUCCGAAUGCCACGGCAAAGGUCGCAGGAGGCUCCUCUCCCGUGGACAAACUGGCGCUCGGCUCCUCCGAGCGGACCGACGGCAUGGCCGAGCUCUCUCGCCUGGUCUCCAUGCGCAUCGACAACUCGGGCGACAUGGAGCUGGAGAACGGCGUGAAGGAGGACGUCGCGCAAAGGGUUGUCCGCCUGGACGACGACGGGGACCGAGAGGACGACCCCUCCCACACGCUCAAAGACAGUCCCGACUCCUCGCAGCAGAACGGGAAGAUUCCCAACCGGGACAGCGGCAUCGACAGCCCGUCGUGCGCCGCCGAGGGGGAAGUGUUCCCCAACGAGGACGCCAUCGACGAGGAGGACCGUUACGACAGUGUGACCGAAACGGAGAGCGUGUCCUGCUGCGUUACGCUGGACAACAAGCGAGACUCGACGCAGGACGAGGACAGUGACUUAGACGAGGGCAGCAGCGGGGAGAUCCCCUCUCUCACAGACACACAGACUGGGUAUCUGAUAGACACAAACCCAGAGGCGCACAAAUGCUCAGAGGCCCAGAAGCUCCUGAACAUCGCCAAAGAGCUCCUCCACACAGAAGAGGCCUACGUAAAAAGACUCAACCUCCUCGACCAGGUAUUUUGCACUAAGCUCACAGAGGCUGGAAUCCCUCACGACGUCAUCACAGGGAUCUUCUCCAACAUCUCCUCCAUCUACUGCUUCCACGACAAGUUCCUGCUCCCAGAGCUGAAGACACGGAUAACAGGAGAAUGGGACUCGAACCCCCGCAUCGGAGACAUCCUCCAGAAACUGGCUCCGUUCAUGAAGAUGUACGGAGAAUAUGUGAAGAACUUUGACCGAGCCAUGGACCUGGUCAGCACUUGGACACAGAGGUCCUCACAGUUCAAGAGCAUCGUCCAGAACAUCCAGAAACAGGAUGUGUGCGGGAACCUGACAUUGCAGCACCACAUGCUGGAGCCGGUCCAAAGGAUUCCUCGUUACGAGCUGUUGCUCAAAGACUACCUGAAGAAGCUGCCAGACGAUGCGCUCGACUGCAAAGAUGCAGAAAAGGCACUGGAGCUCAUCUCUACUGCAGCCAACCACUCCAAUGCUGCAAUCAGGAAAAUGGAGAAGAUGCACAAGCUGCUGGAGGUUUACGAGAGGCUCGGUGGGGAGGAGGACAUAGUCAACCCAGCCAAUGAGCUUAUUAAAGAAGGGCAUAUCAAGAAAAUGUCAGCCAAAAACGGAACAGCACAAGACCGAUACCUCUAUUUGUUCAACAAUAUGGUGCUAUACUGUGUGCCUAAACUCAGACUGAUGGGGCAGAAGUUCAGUGUCAGAGAGAGGAUUGACAUCGCUGGCAUGGAGGUGCAGGAGAACGUGAAGCAGAACCUUCCUUACACGUUUGCCAUCAUCGGUAAACAGCGUUCACUCGAGCUGCAGGCCAGGACAGCAGAUGAGAAGGAAGACUGGAUUCAGGUGAUCAAGGCCACUAUUGAGCGACACAAACAAAACAGCGAAACAUUCAAUAAAGCCUUCAACAGCUCCUUCUCUCGGGAAGAUGACCAUGUGCCGGAGUCGCCGGGUCCCUGGUCUAACACUUCAAUUGACUCGGAUGGUGAAAGACUACAUGAAAGGAAGAGUUCCAGGAAAAAGGACAAAGAGAAACAAACGUGCAAAGGCUGCAACGAGAGCUUCAAUUUCACCAAGCGCAAGCAUCACUGCAAGUCCUGCGGAGCGGCCAUCUGUGCAAAGUGUUCAAAGACCUUAGACAACAAGACGUGCCGAGUCUGCCCCGAAUGUUUCGAAGCCAGCCUCAGCCAGGAGAAUCUGUGUGGUGGAGAGCAGAGGAGAAAACCUGCAGCUGCUGAGAGGCAGGUGUCUCUGACAGGGGACAGCUGCCUGCUGUGUGGCUACCUUCAGGUGCAGGAGAAGGGGAAAGGUUGGACCAAGAUGUGGGUGGCUGUAACUAAGGUUGAGCCCAUGGUGCUGUACUUACAAGCCAGCGGACAGGAAGCCAAGGGCUCGCGUGCUGUACCUUUACCCGGGCUCGAGGUGGCCUCGGUUCCCCCGACGGCGGCCGACAAGUCAGAGGUCAAACACGUGUUCCGGCUCAGUCACGCCCAGCAGACCUGGCUCCUGAGCGCCCAGGACGCAGAGCUUCAGCUGAAGUGGGUGGAAGUCCUUUCCAAAGCUGCGCACGGCGAGGCGCCUGCCGACGUGCCGCUGAGCCUGACUGAACACAGGAAGAGCCAGUAGGGGGGCGGGCGGGGGGGUCACGUUGGAGCUUAAAGACUCGCCACCCCCUGUAAAAUAUCUGACAACUUUGGUUUGUAAAGAUGAAGUUAUUGGACAUGAUUCCACGGUGUUGUGAAGCAUUAACUCCCCGUCUCCCCGUUAGUGUGUGUGUGUGUGUGUGUGUGUGUGUGUGUG